AUGGAGAAGACGUACUCUCUCACUGCUCACUACGAUGAGUUCCAGGAGGUGAAAUACGGCGGUCGCUAUAGCAGUGACAUCCUCAGCAAUGGCAUGACCCUUCACCUAGGGGGCAGCCUUGACCGUCACGUGGGGCGCGCCCGAGGCGGGACCUUGUCUAACGGUCGUAACAAAGACCUGAGCAGCACCAGCAGCGGAGGACUUCCCCGAUGGAGCCGGAGGGAGAUCUGCCUCCUCUCUGCGCUGGUCUUUGCAGCGGGCAUGUGCGUCAUCUUGGGAAGCAUGCUGGCACUCAAGUACAUUUCUCUGGACCAGCAGGACCCGCAGUGCCGACAGGACUGUCAACGCAAACGCUCCCUGCUGCGGGCCGCUCGAUUCGUUCAGGCCAACAUUGACCCGACCAUCCAGCCCUGUGAGGACUUCUACUCCUUUGCCUGCGGUGGCUGGCUGAGGCGCCACGGGAUCCCCGAGGACAAGCUCAGCUACGGCAUCAUCACAGCCAUAGGAGAACACAAUGAGGAGAAGCUACAGCGCCUCCUGCUGGAGCCCGUAAGGAGGCGUGGGCCUGACUCAGCCGAACGCAAGGUCAAGGAGUUCUAUCGCUCGUGCGUCAACAUCAAGGAGAUCGAUGAACUGGGCUCCAACCCCAUGACGGAGGUGAUAGACAGCUGUGGGGGGUGGGACCUCGUAGGGGCUCCUCCUGGUGCUGCCGGGUGGGAGACAGAGGGCACCCCCCAGAGGCCAGACUUCAAUGAGCUGCUGUACAGGACGCAGGGCGUGUACAGCACCGCCGUCUUCUUCUCCCUCACCGUCAACGUGGACGACAAAAACUCCUCCAGGAACGCUAUCAGGGUGGAUCAGGAGGGGCUCACGCUGCCUGAAAGAAGCCUCUACCUCGGGCAGGAUGAGGACAGUGUGAAGAUCCUGGCAGCGUACAAGGCCCUGAUGGAGCGACUGCUGAGCAUGCUGGGAGCUCAAGACGCCCCAGAGAAGUCCAAGGAAAUAAUACAGCUGGAGACCCGUCUGGCCAAUAUUACUGUGUCAGAAUAUGACGACCAAAGAAAGGACAUCAGCACCAUGUAUAACCGCAUCACCCUCAGGCAACUACAGCGUAUCGCUCCCAGUCUUCACUGGAAACGCCUGUUGGACAGAAUCUUCCACGACAACUUCUCAGAGGACGAAGAAAUCGUGGUGCUCGCCACCGACUACAUACAGAAAGUCUCUGACAUCAUCAAGGCCACAUCGAAGAGGGUUCUCCAUAACUACAUGCUGUGGCGUAUCGUGGCGGCGCUCAGCGAACACCUGUCCACCGCCUUCCGCAGCACCAUCCACGAGUUUUCCCGGGAGAUCGACGGCACGGAGCAGCAGCUGGAGCUGGGCCGGCUCUGCCUCACUCAGGCCAACAAACACUUUGGCAUGGCGCUGGGAGCCUUGUUCGUGCAGCAGCACUUCUCCUCACAGAGCAAAGCCAAGGUUCAGGAGCUGGUGGAGGACAUAAAGCACUCCCUGGACCUCCGGCUGCAGGAGCUGGACUGGAUGGACGAAGCCACCAAGGAGGCGGCCAGAGCAAAGUUGAAGCACAUGAUGGUGAUGACGGGUUACCCCGACUUCCUGCUCAAACCUGAACUCAUCGAUAACGAGUACGGGUUCGACGUGGACGAAAAGACGUACUUCAAGAACAUCCUCAACAGCAUCAAGUUUAACAUCAAGCUGUCGGUGAAGAAGAUCCAUGAAGAGGUGGACAAAACCACGUGGCUCCUCCCUCCUCAGGCCCUUAAUGCUUACUACCUCCCUAACAAGAACCAAAUGGUUUUUCCUGCCGGCAUCCUGCAGCCCACCCUCUACAACCCCGAGUUCCCUCAGUCUCUGAACUACGGAGGGAUAGGAGCCAUAAUCGGUCAUGAGCUAACACAUGGAUAUGAUGACUGGGGGGGCCAGUACGACCGCAAUGGCAACCUCAAACAGUGGUGGACUGAAGACUCCUACAGAAAGUUCCAGACGAAGGCUGAAUGUAUCGUCAAGCUGUACGACAACUUCACAGUUUAUAACCAGAGGGUAAACGGUCGUCUCACGUUGGGGGAGAACAUCGCAGACAUGGGAGGUCUCAAACUGUCGUAUUAUGCAUAUCAGAAGUGGGUGCGGGAACACGGCCCGGAGAGACCCCUGCCCGGCCUCAGAUACACUCAUGAACAGCUGCUCUUCAUCGCCUUUGCACAGAACUGGUGCAUGAAGAGAAGAUCUCAGUCCAUCUACCUGCAGCUGCUGACCGACAAACACGCACCAGAGCACUACAGAGUGAUCGGCAGUGUUUCCCAGUUUGACGAGUUCGCCCGAGUCUUUCACUGUCCCAAAGGAACGCCCAUGAACCCUUCGGACAAAUGCUCCGUCUGGUGACCUCUCGGCUCGCCUUGUUGACCUUUAGGGUCGGAUUUCUUCUUUGUGAAGCUCCGCCCACUCACAUCCUCCUGCCCUACGUCACCUUCAUCAGAGUACAGGAUGAAACAGGAAGUCUCUCCUCGCCUUUAAAGCGUGCCGGAGGAAAAGCGCCUCUUCAUCAUCAUGCCACACGUUUCAGUCACACGUUUCAGUCACACGUUUCAGUCACACGUUGCACGCCGUCUGUGAAACAUGUACAUAUAUAUCAUCGUGUUAUAUUUUUCUAUGUUAUUUUCAAAUCAUUUAUUUUUCUAUUUUAGCAGAUAUCUCACUUUAUGAUGAGCUGAUUCUUUUUACAUCUCAUGACGUGUUUCCCUCCUUCGUGGCAUCAAGCAGAAAAACUUCAGCCAAUCAGACGAGUUCAGACGGGCAGCCAAUGAGAUUUCAGUCCCUUAACGUGGCGAGGACAGAUUUUCACAUGACCUGAGAUCAGUAGCAUCCUCGUGCCUGUCAAUGUGUUGUUCUUUCUGUGUGGUGUUGGGAGUUUGAUUUGUGCCGUGGCGCUGCCCUCUGGUGGCUUCAGACUGUAACGCCUCACUAAUUCAACACACCAUGACUGUUGUAUCCUUUGCCUGUUGCUGUGAGUGUUUGUACGUUUUUUAAAAAUUCGUCCACUUUUUUUAAAGGAGAAGAAAAAAGAUGGCCCACGUUUUUUCUCAGGAUUUGUAGCAAAGUGAAGCUCUGAAUGAGAGAUGCUCAGAUGUCUGUCUCUUUAAAUCUUCAGCCUAAAGAAAAGCGUCUCUUGAUCAACAGCAACAACUCCCUCCGAUUGGAAGAGGCUGAUGGACAGAGGAUCCUUCACUGAUCAGUGUUGGACUGUUUGUGAAAGCUGAUGUAGCUCAUGGCGCCCGUUGAUCUCCUCACGCUUUGCAUCUUUGUUCUCGCUAUCUGAGUGUCGGAACCAGAAGAAACCAUAUUAGAACAGGGGGGGGGUGUUGGUACUAUAGACUGUAUAAAGAUGGACAAUGCUUCUCAACCUCCCUCUGUUGUAAAAGUUUGAAGCCACAAAGCGUCUGUGAUGGACGCUGACAUGUUGCCUUGGUGACGUCAUUUGAAGUCAGACUCUGGGUGUGAGCAGCAGUGUUGACAUCCUGCUUCUUCCUCAAAACACACAUUUUAAGGCCCCGUGUCCACCUGGCGUUUUGAGCUCUUGAGCGUUUGUAUGAAGCGUUUGUGCGCUGAGAAAAGAAGCGCCACAGUCUGUUCGUCCUGUCUCCAUGACAACGGUCUUGUAUUGACAACGCUCGCUGUUUGACCGACGCUGUUCCGUUACUUUUUACUGCAUGUUUUAUAUUUGAGAUCGUUUUUUUCCUUCACUCUGAGAACCAAACGGACGGUGUUUGUCCUCCAUCUUUGUCAGGACACGGAGCGAAGACGAUGUGGUCACAGGGCACGACCCGUAGUAGGCAAAGAUGCGCAGAAUAUCGUAUACAGUUUGAAAAGAGCGCCAGUGACGUCAACAACGCCUUUCUGAAAACUUGAAAGAUUGUCAAGAACAAAAAAGGAGCACUCUGUAAAAAUCUGGGUGCUGUGCUUUUUUCUUUACGUGUCUGCCUGCUGCUGCAAACGCUCACUGCUCGCUGGUGCUCAGAAAGAAAACGCCAGGUGGACACGGGACCUAGUUUACAAAGAGAACGAGAAAGAUCCGCCCCCUAGUGGCCAUUAGAGAGAAUGCAGCAAUGGCUUGACUUUUAAAAACCAAGAAGCUACAUCCACUGUCUAUAUACAGUCUGUGUACGUCUGUGGACGCAGCGUGUGAGGUGACAUCAUGCAGGUUUUCAUCCAAUCAGAGAGAAGCUAACACUCUGUGUACAUACGAGAGAGGGCGGCGAUUUGUACGCAAAAAAAAAAUUACUUUUUUAUAAAAGAGCCGGUACAAAAAAUGUUGAGUCUUUGAGGAGAAGUUUCUGAGAUGUUACGGCUGUACAGUUUGUUUUUAAAGAACGUGCAUGUUUCUCAUCAUGGACCUGUGAUCGAUACAUGUCGAGGAACACACACACACACACACACACACACACACACGCACACACACACACACACACACACACAUACACACACACACACACAUAGGCCAGGAUCUACAGCUGCUAAUCCACAUGUGGCUGCUCUCUCUUCCUCUCUGUUGGUCACCGUUUAAUGUUUGAAUAAAAACAAAGGAUCACUGUG
This is a messenger RNA of Labrus bergylta (ballan wrasse), 4602 nucleotides long. Lineage: Eukaryota; Metazoa; Chordata; Actinopteri; Labriformes; Labridae. The record is from RefSeq and is a predicted model, not a curated record.